AUGAAUGGUGUAUUACGUUUUGGCAAGGCUGGCAAACUUAGUCCCCAUUACAUUAGUGUUUUUGAGAUUGUGGAAAGGAUUGGGAACAUGGCUUACAAAUUGGCUUUGCCAGCUAAUAUGUAUGCUCAACACAAUGUGUUUCUUAUUUCUUCCCAAAGGAAAUUUAUAUUAUAUGUUCAUUCUAAAAUCAUAAUGGAACCUGUGGAGAUACAACUAGAACUUACUUAUGUUGAAGAACAUGACCAUAUUUUUGAAUUUAGUGUGAAGCAACUCAGAAGCAGAGACAUACAGUUUAUCAAGGUCCUAUGGAAGCAUGGGUAUGAGAAGGAAAUUACAAGGGAGAAAUAA
Molecule: messenger RNA, 348 nt
Organism: Dendrobium catenatum
Lineage: Eukaryota; Viridiplantae; Streptophyta; Magnoliopsida; Asparagales; Orchidaceae
Exons: 1
Coding region: 1-348 (115 amino acids)
Source: RefSeq, a predicted model, not a curated record